AUGGAAGACAUUUAUGUGGCAAACACAAUUUUUGCCAUAAAUUUCUUCAAGCAUCUGGCAAAUACAAGCACCACCCAGAAUCUCUUCUUCUCUCCAUGGGGCAUCUCAUCCACCAUGGUAAUGGUCUACCUGGGUGCCAAAGGCAACACUGCAGACCAGAUGGCAAAGGUGCUUCAGUUUAAGAAUAUUGGAGUCCCUGAAGUGACCCCAAUGACCCCAGAGAAUGACACCAGCUGUGAGCUCAUGCAGCAAAUGCAGGUCACUUAUCCUGAUGCUAUUUUGAAGGUACAAGCUGAAAACACAAUCCAUUCCGGCUUCCAUGCUCUCAUCUCUGCUAUCAAUGAGACCAAGGGGGGUUACAUAUUGGAAAGUGCCAAUAAGCUGUUUGGAGAGAAGACUGCACAAUUCAGGGAGGAAUACAUCCGACUCUCUAAGAAAUAUUACUCUACAGAACCCCAGGAAGUUGACUUCUUAGAAUGUGCAGAAGGAGCCAGAAAAAAGAUUAAUUUCUGGGUCGAGACUCAAACAAAAGGUCAAAUUUCAAACUUGUUACCCAAAGGUUCUGUAGAUUCAGACACUCGGAUGGUCCUGGUGAAUGCUGUCUACUUCAAAGGAAAAUGGAAAACUCCAUUUGAGAAGAAAUUAAGUGGACUUUAUCCUUUCCGUGUGAACUCGACUCAGCGUAAAUCUGUACAGAUGAUGUACUUGCAUGAAAAACUGAACAUUGGAUACAUAGAAGACCUAAAGGUUCAGAUUCUAGAACUUCCAUAUGCUGGAGAUGUCAGCAUGUUCAUAUUGCUUCCAGAUGAAAUUGCUAAUGUGUCUACUGGCUUGGAGUUGCUGGAACGUGAACUAACUUAUGACAAUCUCAACAAGUGGAUCAGCAAAGACACAAUGGCAGAAGAUGAUGUUGAGGUGUAUAUCCCCCAGUUCAAAUUAGAAGAGCGCUAUGAACUCAAACCCAUUCUGAGAAGCAUGGGCAUGAAUGAUGCCUUCGUCAAGGGCCAGGCCAACUUCUUAGGAAUGUCGGAAGGAGAGGAACUGUUUCUCGCGGAAGUGUUUCACCAGGCCACUGUGGAUGUCAAUGAGGAGGGCACUGAAGCAUCUGCUGGAACCGGGGCUAUCAUGUCAGGGAGAACCGGUCAUGGAGGCCCACAGUUUGUGGCUGAUCAUCCUUUCCUCUUCUUUAUAAUGCACAAAACAGCUAAAACCAUUCUCUUUUUUGGCAGAUUUGUCUCACCCUAA
This is a messenger RNA of Pipistrellus nathusii (Nathusius's pipistrelle), 1245 nucleotides long. The record is from the annotation of a GenBank genome assembly. Lineage: Eukaryota; Metazoa; Chordata; Mammalia; Chiroptera; Vespertilionidae.